AUGAACGGCAUUACUUAUUACGAUACAAAAGAUAACAACUCAAGUGACAACAUGCAUGAUGAUUUUUUAAACUACCCCAAUUUUAAAAAAUUCAUUGACAGGAAUAAUAAUAGUGAUCAUGAAAAUUUCGAGGAGUCGAGAAAGUACAUACACCGAGAAAUAACGAAAACACUUAAUGCGAAUUCGGUGAAGGUAUGCAGAAAUAUUGAUGAGCGAAUUUUGCCAGGAAGUAAGACUAAUAAAUUCUGCUUAAAAAGUAUGGAAAAUCAGAGUAACAAAAAGAACUUUUCCUAUAGUCGUAAAAAUGACUCUGACAUCAAGGACAGUAGGAGCCUGAACAAGUUUGCACAUUGCAGUAGUAAUAGCAGUAGCGGUAGGAGGAACAACGAAGAGAGUGGCCUUAGAGAUCAAACAGGGCAAAGCGGGAAGAGCAGUAUUGGCCACUCAACCAACUGCAGAAGUAUGAAAAAUCUUGGCCAUGCAAGAAAUCACAGUGGAGUGAACAGUGUGAGCUAUCCCAACAACGCCAGCAAUCCAGGCAGCAUCAGUGUGAACCAUUUUGGUCAUUUGAACCAUCCCAGGAGCAUGAACAGCCACCGUGCAGAGAGUUCAAAAGGGAAUCUCGAAACAGAUCCUCCUCCAUCAUCGCAAUUUUUUCAUGGCAACUAUUCGAACGAGUUAAGUGAUAAUAAUAACCAACAUCAGCGUCCGAUUAACUAUUUGAAGAAAAGCGAAAUGAACAAUGAAGAUAUGGAUCGAAUAAACGAAGCAUUAUUAUUAAAAGAAAAACAAAAUUUAGUAAAACAUGAAUUUUUCUUGUCUCAACAAAGAAGUAACACUCCUCUCGAACAGGGAGAUAACGAAGUCACACGAAAUUUAGAUAAUUUUAUGUUUUCAAAUGAGGAUAAGUUAGGUUAUGUGCGAAGUAGCAGUAUGAAUAGCCAUCCGUACGAUUUAGUGAAAAGCAGUGACACUAUGGAGGACGUUAAAUUUAGUGCUUUUACCUCCAACGAGUUUGGCAGCAUGGGAAGCAAGCCCCCCGGUUUGCUUCCUACAAAGGGGGAGGAUAUAAAGAAGAAAAAAGCAAAGGAAAAGGAAAGGGGCAAAGAAGAAUUGAAGCAUAAGGAAGGAGAAGAAAGGAAGGAGAGCGAAAAAGCGAAAGAGGGAGAAAAGACGAAAGACGACGAAAAGGCGAAUGAAGGCGACAAUGCAAAAGUAAACGAAAAGGGGAAAAAAGGAGAACAUGAAAAGGUAAAAAAGGGUGAACAGGAAAAGACAAAAAAGGGAGAGUAUGAAAACAUAAGAAAAAGUGAACAUGAAAACAUUGCACAUUUUAUUAAGCAGAAAAUUUUGGAAAAUGCGAAAAUGGAAAGGGGGUCAUCUGGCGACCAUUUCAAGGGUAGUGGAUUUUUCCCCAACUCACAUGCCAACAGUGCUGGGGUUGCCCUUGACAGCAACAGCAACAACAGCAGUACUAGCAUGAACAUUGGUCCCGUAGGUGGCGGCAUGCACAAUGGAAUCUUGAGUGGCAUCCACCAUGGCAACCACCCGCAUAGAUACGAAGUAAAAAACCACAUACCCGGGUUCCAGAGAAGAAUGAGCGUAAAAAAGGACGCGGACAACUUUCGCCUAUUGGAAAACGACCCAAACAAGUUCAAAAAGUACAAUCACCUGAAAGACAACUUUCACCUGAAUAACAGCCGGAGACACUUCUACCCAAACGUGGACCAAAGAAAAAAUAACUCGGAGAUGUUCCUAACCACCGAUAUUAAUGACAAGGUGUAUGAAAAUAAUAUAAUGUAUGAUGAUUAUUUUACCAUUGAAAAUAUGGAAACUUGUGAAGAAAAAAAGGAGUUUUUUAAGAAUGAGGGAUAUAGCAACAAAAUGAAGAGAGAAGGCUCGUUCGAAUUUCGCAUGCACCCAAAUUUUGGCACCAAGGAAUUAAUGACAAACAAAAAAAAAUAUUUUCAUUUUGCUGAAAAUAGGGAUUUAGCUUCCAGCACGAACUACAUGAAGAACCAUUAUUACAAUGAAAGUAAUAUGAACGAGUUUUCCCUCGAUGAGGUUGCUAGUCCGUAUAUUUUUCCUCGUAAGGACUAUCUAGGCAACAACUUUAAUGACGAAGUUUUAGGCAUGGAUGUGCAUAUGGAGAAAAUGGAAUACACUUCUUCCCUUUUAGGAGGAAGGGCAGGAGACCGAUAUUCUCCCCAUGGCGCAAGGUUACCAAACGGUGUCAUUGUCGCGCCACCCCUGAUGUACCACAAUUGCAACGGGUAUGCAGGUGGCCAAAACAACCACAGUGCAGGUACCCAUGCUGAUUUUGAAAGUGGAUCGACGCAUGCAGAUUUUGGAAAUACUUCAGUCCAGGGGAAUGUAGGAAGCACGACGGUGCAUACCGAUAACAAUGGGCAGGAGGAAGAAAACGAGACGAUCAGUACCCUGGUGAAUGAAUUUACGCUAAAAAGGGAAGAAAAUUAUUAUCAAAAUAGGAGCGAGAUGAGACGCGCAAAUGAGAUGAAUAAAACCAAGAGCGUUAACAUCGCUGAUGUAAGCAUCGUUUUUAACUCGAACAGCUGUAGCCUCAGUAAUGGGAAUGACACGGACAUGAACAAUAACAGUAAUGUUAGUACUAGCAUUAUCCCGGGAAAAGCCGCCAAGCGUUCGAAUCCAAGCAUGUUCAGCACAUACGAUAUGGUUUCUCUAAAAGAUGGCAUUCCCAACGGCGUGCAUGGGGGGCACAUUAGCGGCAGCGUUGGUGAGAGUGGUAUCCGCGGGAAUAAUCACCAGCAGACUGAAAAGAACAGGAUCUGGAACGGGGUGGAUAACGGAAUCGAUAAUGGAAUGGAAAACGGAAUAGAAAAAGGAAUCGAGAAAGUAAUCGAGAACGUAAUCGAGAAUGGAAUCGAAAACGGAAUCGAGAACGAGAAUGAAGAGUCUGUCAUAAAAUUAUUUUUCGGAAACCUUGCCCCGAUCACCACGGAAAAGGAUAUGCAUAACCUCUUCAGUAAUUUUGGCAAGUGCGACUCUUUGAUCAUAUUAAAAGAUAGGAGGAGCAAGUCCAGGGGCUCGGGAUUCGUCACCUUUUAUAAUAUGCAGGAAGCAGUCAACGCGAUCAAAAAUUUAAAUAAUAAAAUUAUUUUGUCGGGGGCUCACAAACCGCUGGAAGUUCGAUUCCCUGAGAAUAAAGAAGAGAAAAAACUAAGAACCAAACUGUUAAAUGCGGCAAAAUGGAAAGGCAAGAAAAUUGCCCCCAGUGGAUGUUUGCCGAUAAGUACGGAGGAUAUAUUAAAUCAGAGCACUUUACAUCUGAAUAAUGGCCCAGGAGGAAGCCCCGGGGGGAAUCACCACGUCCCUUUUCUAAACCCGAUGGAAACAUCCUCGUACUUUUUAACGGAGAAUGACGGUGAUUUGUAUGACAUUAAGGAAACCGUCAGCUUUGGUUUCACGAGUGGGGAUAUGAUGGAGCGCGCGAAUGCGAACCAUUAUGCCUGUUCAGAGGACUUUUCCGAACUCAUAAACGCACCUAGCGAAACAACCAACAACACGGUGCUUACAGAUUAUGUCAAUCGAGUAGAAGAAAGCAGCAACAUGUGCAGUAGUAGCCGACAGAAUUCGUACAAAAAGGGGCAGGACAAUUUCCCUGAUGAUAUGAGCAAUAUGAGUUUGUCCAAGCAGAAGAAGGAGUACAUGCAGUUUCUGCCCAAUUUUCUAUUAGAUAAUAACCCCCAUGGAGAUGUAGCAUCGAAUUCGUUUCAAUCGCUUGAUGAGACUCUUGACAACAUCCCAAAAAUUUCUAUUAAUUCAGAUAUGGAAGAGGUAAACGUGCGUUCGAAUGGAUUUCCAGGAGCAUUAGAGGUGAAUGGGGGGUUGGGUAGCAAGGUGGUCCACGAAGUAGUGCAUGAUAAGGUGCCUAGCCUGUGGAGCGAGUCGAGCACCAUGGAAGAGGACACCACUUGUCGUCAUGAUAGCAUUGGUUCCGCGAAAAGUUUCCGCAAGGGGGACGUCCAGAACGCAAGUGUUGCGAAGGGGAGUAAUUUCAGCGCAAACGGCUUCAUGGAGGAUAGCUUCUCCGCAUGUGUCUUCUCCAGGAGUGGCUUCCCCUCCAGCAAUUUCCCCCCGAGCAGCUUCAACUCUAGCGGGGGAGUUAUUGACGAGAGGGACGAGGCCAAUUCGUACUUCUCCAGCUUCUGUCACGCCUUCCCAGUACAGAGUAGUAACAUAAUAGAACACCCAAACAACACGUUUUUCUCCUACCUGAACAAAGACAAAAGUUUGGCAAACCAUAACAAGGGAAAGAAAGAAGUCUCCCAUCACAAGAUGGACUUUUGUGGGAAGGGAGGAAAUUUCCCUGGAAUAAACGAGUUGGAAGAAAUAAACCACUUUCGGCAGCUGACUGAAUCGAAAGAGGUGAGCGAGGCGUAUCAACGGGGAAGGGGCGAAAGUGACAUGUGCAAUGUGUUGUUGCGUGGAUCAGGAGAGAUAACGGAGGUAGGAAAGGAGGAGAAUCUUCUGAGCGCCAUUUAUCAAGGCAACAAAGGCAUGGCCUCUCCGCCGAUGAAUGAUGAUGGGUAUAAUAACAUGAACGUACAUUAUCUAGGAUUCGAUUUGUCCCGCCUGAUACAGAUAAAUGAAGACAUAUUGUUACCCCGGAAGGAGGAUAUGAAGAGCAGCAAUCAGAACAGCAACAACAGAAACAGCGACAAAACCAAUUCCAAUGUGGGUUUUACUAGCCACGAAGUGAAGGAUGCUGCCCACCUAAAUGGAAAGGAAUUAAUGGCAAGUGAUUUUUAUCAACACGGGGGAAGGAGGACCAGCAGUAGUAGUAGCAGUAGUAAUGAUGGUAACCACAUGAACAAACUCAACGUUGGGCAUGCGCAUGGAACCAUGGAUCUACUAAAUGAUGACUUGUUUGGUAAUAAGAAUUUUGACGUAAAUGAUAACUUAAGCGAUGAAAUGCUACAAAAUUUAAUAAGCCUUUAUGCACAAAAUAAAUCCUCCAUGAUCACUUCCCACAUGUUCAGCUACUUUAAUAAUGUCUUGUGCGAGAUAAACAGUGCCCUGGACAUUUUUAACAAGUUCAGUAUCAAGACGUCGAUGAAGAAUAUAGCGGAGGAGGAGAGUCUUCCUGAGUGA
Messenger RNA from Plasmodium inui San Antonio 1, 5133 nucleotides. RefSeq lists its product as hypothetical. Gene Ontology annotation, cellular component: nucleolus; U12-type spliceosomal complex. Gene Ontology annotation, biological process: positive regulation of mRNA splicing, via spliceosome. Gene Ontology annotation, molecular function: RNA binding. The coding region runs from base 1 to 5133 and encodes 1710 amino acids. The record is from RefSeq and is a predicted model, not a curated record. The transcript has a single exon. NCBI's taxonomy places the organism in Eukaryota, Apicomplexa, Aconoidasida, Haemosporida, Plasmodiidae.